AUGUUGUUAUGGUUCUUUGGUCAACAUAAAGGCGUGUGUUCAAUGAAUAUAGGUGGAAAACAGCUAGAACAGAUUAGAAAACAUAUAACAUUUCCAACAAUUUGUGAUGAUUUUAUUGAAUUAGCACCUAUUAAUAUAAAUGGACAAAAUGAAACUGAUGAAACUGAAUGUCAAUAUUGGCAAUGUAAUAAUACUUAUACACGUUGUGAUGGAUUCUGGAAUUGUUUCAAUGGAGCUGAUGAAGUUGAUUGUUAUUCAUCACUAUUAUUAAAAUGUUCAUCUCAUCAUCACAUUUGUGUUUCACCUCAGACAUAUCAACUUACAUGUUUACCUAUCGAAAAAGCCAAUGAUGGCAAAAUUGAUUGUGUUGGUGCUACUGAUGAACCAAAAUUAUGUUGA
Molecule: messenger RNA, 399 nt
Organism: Rotaria sp. Silwood1
Lineage: Eukaryota; Metazoa; Rotifera; Eurotatoria; Philodinida; Philodinidae
Source: the annotation of a GenBank genome assembly